AUGGCGUCCUCGACUUCAGCAACCCAACCUCAGCCAGCAUACCACGCAACCCCAGGCUCCAUCCUCCACGCAGAUCGAGACUUCUACAACUCCGUCGCCAGUGCCAAACGCACAUUAAUCCAAUCCUUCACCCUCGACAUUCGCUCCGGCAAAGCAUGGGAAGCUCCAGCGGGAUCCAUCGUCCGACUCUCAACACCCGAAGGCCCUCAAGUCGGCGAUGUCAAUAUCUGGAACUACGACAACCCUCGCGAACGGUUCUGGGCUUCUCGCACACGACAACUUCAUGCCAGUCACGUCACAGUCUAUGAUCGGUUGUGGAGUUGUCUACCAUUCUUACGACCCAUGUGUACUAUCAUUGGAGACUCACUAAGCGAUUACGGCGUUGAUAAAUGGGGAGGGAGAUGUCAUGAUUUGCUGGGAACGAGAUGUGAUCCGUAUGUUAACAAGAUGCUUUCUGGAGAUGACUAUGAUUACCAUUGCCAUUCGAAUCUCACGAGAGCGGUGCUGCCGUACGGGCUGACGGAAUUCGAUGUCCAUGAUGUGCUAAAUGUGUUCCAAGUGACUGGGUUGGAUGGAGAUGGGAAGUAUUUCAUGGAGGCUUCGCCGGCGAAGAAGGGGGAUUAUAUUGAAUUCUUUGCGGAGCAGAGGUUGUUGAUGGCUUUGUCGACGUGUCCGGGUGGAGAUCUUUCGACUUGGGAAUGGGGAGAGGGGAAGGCUGGUGAAAGUGGCGAGAAGAAAAGCAUGCUGGAUUGCUGUCGCCCGUUGAAGGUGGAGGUGUUUCGAUUGGACGAUGAGCAUGUUCUCAAAGACUGGACGGAAUUCAAGAGUCCGGACUAUGCUGGAAGACAUGGAAUGCGUAUUCCUACUGGCGAAGAGAAGCAGUGA
Ramularia collo-cygni is the source of this 885-nucleotide messenger RNA. RefSeq lists its product as uncharacterized. The record is from RefSeq and is a predicted model, not a curated record. The coding region runs from base 1 to 885 and encodes 294 amino acids. Lineage: Eukaryota; Fungi; Ascomycota; Dothideomycetes; Mycosphaerellales; Mycosphaerellaceae. The transcript has 2 exons.